Molecule: messenger RNA, 3312 nt
Organism: Vidua macroura (Pin-tailed whydah)
Lineage: Eukaryota; Metazoa; Chordata; Aves; Passeriformes; Viduidae
Gene: KLF15
Product: KLF transcription factor 15
Exons: 3
Coding region: 263-1474 (403 amino acids)
Biological process (GO): regulation of transcription by RNA polymerase II
Molecular function (GO): RNA polymerase II cis-regulatory region sequence-specific DNA binding; DNA-binding transcription factor activity, RNA polymerase II-specific
Source: RefSeq, a predicted model, not a curated record
CUUUGAUUUUUUUUUUAAAUAUUAUUUCUAUAGGUUUUUUGCCUUUUUUUCCUUUUUUUUUUUUAAUUUUUUUUUUUUAAUUUUUGUGGCUUGGUUGUGUUGUUUGGUUUUUUUCCCCCCUUGUUUUCGUUGUUGUUGUUGCGUUCUUCUGGUCGUUCGUGGCCUUUGCUGCCCCCCCGGCUCGCAGAGGAGUUCAGGCUCUCACCUGAACUUUGGCUGCCUGGUAUAUGCUGUUGGGACAUCCUUAAGAGAUCAUCCAGGAAUGGUGGAUCACUUGCUGCCUACUGAUGAAUCCUUUUCAUCCACAAGAUCUUCUCUUGGAUACUUUGGGGACAUGACAGCUGGUGUGAGGUCCUACCAAAUGCUGCCCUCUCCCCUGUCAGAGGAUGACAGUGACUCGUCCAGCUUUUGUUCUUGUUCCAGCCCUGACUCCCAGGUCCUCAGCUCCAGCUAUGGAAGCACAUCCAGUGCAGAAAGUCAGGACAGUAUCUUAGACUAUUUAUUGUCCCAGGCAUCUCUGGGGAACACCACUGCAUCAUGGUGGGACAAAAGGAGACUUCAGCCAGUAGUGAAAGAGGAGUACUUUAGGUUGCCUGAAUUUGCCGUGGAUAUGGAAGACUCAGGACCAUUUCAGCCCACACUUGAGGAAAUUGAGGAAUUUUUGGAGGAGAACAUGGACUUGGAGCUCAAAGAAAGACCUAAAAGCGAGACCAAGGACUUGAGAGCUUGCAGCCAGGUUUCUGUUGCUUCGCUGCAGCAAAAAGACCAUAUGUUACCCAGUACUAGUUUAAAAGAGAGUAAAAACGAGCAGUUGACUAGCUCAACAGAAGGUGGCCAAGCUUCAAAUGGAGGAGUGACCCUGGAGAAUGGAAUACCGGUUAUGCUCCAAAUUCAGCCUGUGCAGAUCAAACAGGAGUCCAACACAAGCCCCACUUCCCAAGGACCAGCACAGGAGAACAUUAAAAUUGCACAGCUCCUAGUCAACAUCCAAGGACAGACGUUUGCCCUUGUGCCUCAGAUAGUUCAGUCGUCCAAUUUGAACUUGUCCUCUAAAUUUGUCCGCAUUGCUCCCGUCCCCAUCGCCGCCAAGCCAAUUGGGCCAGGAGGCAUGAUCCAGGGGCAGACGGGAAUCAUCAUGGGUCAGAAAUUUCAAAAGAACCCUGCAGCUGAACUCAUUAAAAUGCACAAAUGCUCUUUUCCUGGUUGCACCAAGAUGUACACGAAAAGCAGCCAUUUGAAAGCCCACCUGAGGAGGCACACAGGAGAAAAGCCCUUUGCGUGCACGUGGCCGGGUUGUGGAUGGAGGUUCUCCAGGUCAGAUGAGCUAUCCCGGCACAGGCGCUCCCACUCGGGGGUGAAACCCUACCAGUGUCCAGUCUGUGAGAAGAAGUUUGCUCGAAGUGACCACUUGUCCAAACAUGUCAAGGUGCACCGAUUCCCACGAAGCAACCGCUCCGUCCGCUCCGUGAACUGACCGCCCUGCCCUCCCCUUCCUGCCCAGCCACCCCACGGCAGCCGAUGACAGCACUUUGCUCAUGAUAUUCCUAGUGAUAAUUUAUUUGUCUCCACGGAACAGUCAAUGCUGUUACUUGAUACCACCAUGUUUGAGUGCCCCAUGUCCUUCAAAGAUGAUUUGAGAAUGAAGCUCUUUUUGGGUCAGGGGAGCGGGGCGUUUCUUCCUUUUUUUUUUUCUUUUUCUUUUAAGGAUAUUAUUUUCCUUUCCUUCUAUCUGUCUCUCCUUUGCUGCUGCUUCUUUUGGAAAUUACAGUGUUUUAUUUUUAGCUGUUUUCUGCUGCACAGGAAAAUGUAAAAGUUGCUUGCUGCUAGUUAAUUAUAGCCCUGGCAUUCCUGAGGGCUUUGCUCAUGUACAGGCCACUCAUUGUGAGUUUUUAUUAAGCUGCUCUAUUUGUCCAGUUUGAAACAGCAAAUUCCUUUUGAAAUGAAAACAACUCCUUUGUUUUUGGGUCGCCUGAGCCAAGGAUUUGUAGGGGCUGGCCAUAGGAGGAGGAGCAGUGGGAGUUGGGGAUAGGGGGAGCCAAGGCUUGGAGGGCACUGGAAUGUGCCUCCAUGCAUCUCUGAUUUUCCCAGCUCACAUUUACCUUUCCCUUGGCUAGGGCUAUAUAUAAAUAUUUAUGUAUACGUAUUCAUACAUACAUACAUACAUAUAUAUAUAUUUAAGCAAAGACACAUCCCAAGCAAACCCAGAAGCUCAGGCUGGAUGGAAUGGCUUGGAGUGAAGCCUCUGGAAUGUGUGCUUCUGUCCUGUGCUGCCAAGGGGUGAAAGGAUGCCCAGGUUCCAAAGGACACCGCUUUCCUUUGAGGCUGGUUUGCAGCAUCCACUGUCUUCAGCAGAAGAGCUGUUCUCUGCCCACAGAGCAGCACAAAGGUGUUGGUGAGAGCCUCUGGGCUCUGUUCUGUCUCUGCCCCUGCCCUGCCGUGUGACCUGUGGGGAGAAAGCAGAGCCCCAGCCCCGGGGGUGCCUGGUGGGCACUGGGCAUCCCCACGCCCACGGAGAGCCAAGGCCUGGCUGGCUGGAGCUCAGUCUCUGGCAGGGUCUGUAGGAUGUGCCUGUGCCCAGGGAGGCUGGGAGGAGCCGUGACCUGGUGGGACAGCGCUGUGGGACCCAGGUCCAGGGGUGACCCUCAGUGCUAAUCCUCUCCCUCCCGACAGCCAUGUCAGAGCUCCAUGCAGCUGGGUGGGCAAAUGGGUGAGAACAGUAGCCAAAAGAAACAAAUUUGUGUGAUAGCUGGCUAAGAAGGGAAUUUAAGCAAAUAAUCAGAUAGUAGCAGGCAAGUGAUUUUAUUUGUGUUUCUUCUUGUUUUGUUUUUCCUUUUGAACUCUGGCGAUUGUAAGAAGCUUUAGAAGAAAAUAGGAUUCAGUAAUUAGGAAUGAUUUUAUAAUGGAUGUUGCAUUUCCUUUCCAUUCGCAGACGGCAUCUGUUUGUCUUUUCUGUUGGCAAAAUGGGAAGUAGGAAAGUGUGAUCCUAGAGCUAGGCAGAGCAGGAGCCCACGCUGUGUGAGAACAGCAGGUCUGGCUAAAGUGAAUGCAUUCCUUUUGUCCUCUAGAAAUUAAUAUAAAUGAACUAUCAUCUAUUGACUGGUUUAUAUCACAUCCUAUGAAUGUAUGUAAAUAAAACUGUACAUAGAUGCAUAUCUAUAUAAAAUAUCUUUUAAUAACGUAUCAAAUUUGUGUAAAUUGGAAACAAAAAUACCUAUAAAGCCAGUGUACAUAAGUUACAAUUCUGUAUAUUUUCUUUUGUUCUUCAUAAAAAUAUAUUUACUUUGACAAUAAAAUGAAAAUGGAAAUUUUAAA